This is a messenger RNA of Racocetra fulgida, 126 nucleotides long. The record is from the annotation of a GenBank genome assembly. NCBI's taxonomy places the organism in Eukaryota, Fungi, Glomeromycota, Glomeromycetes, Diversisporales, Gigasporaceae.
CAAACUUGGUCACUUGAUAUAUCUAAUCUAUUACUUCCUUUAUCACCACCUGCUCCUGAGCUCUAUACAGAUUCACAAUCAUCUAAUAAUAAUAACAACCUUGAUCAGAUUAUAUCAUUCACCUAG